Messenger RNA from Paramecium octaurelia, 1418 nucleotides. NCBI's taxonomy places the organism in Eukaryota, Ciliophora, Oligohymenophorea, Peniculida, Parameciidae. The record is from the annotation of a GenBank genome assembly.
AAUGGAGAUAGCUAUAAAAAAAUGUAUACCAGAAAUUCAGGUAAUUUUGUUAUUGGGAUUUAGUCUACUUUGAUUAAAAUGGAAAAUUCACUUGAUCAAAUAAUUCAUGAAAUGGAAGCGAAGGGGUAAAAAAAAUUUUCAAACAAAUAAGAUUAAAUUGAUACUUAAACAAAUAUCAUUUGUUUUACAAAUUAAAUCAAUUUAUGUAGUGAUGAUUUCAGUCAUUCUCUAACAUUAGCUAUGGAGAAAACUAUCAACAGUCAAUUAAAAAUUAUGGAAGAAUUUACAAAUUAAGAGCUUAUUAGAUAAUAGCAUUAAUUAGAAGACAAAAUUAACAAAAAUAAGGAUGAAGAAUUUAAAUUACUCUAAUAACAGUAUGAUUAAUUGAAUAAAGUAUAUAAAGAAGAAAAGUCUUAGAAUUAAUAAUUGCAAGAGUCGAUAAAUAAAAUGGAAUAAUAAUUAAAAAGUAAUAAAUCUACCAUUCAACUACACCUAUUGGCGCAAACUGAUUAAUUAAAAAUCCUUUCUUAAUAGGAAUAAAAUUUAAAAAAUGAAAGUAGCAAAUUGUAUAAUGAAAUUCGAUUACUCAAAAAAACUCAAACUUAAUAAGAGGAAUGGAUUGAAAAAUUGAAACAAAACCAUAAACAAGAGAAGCAUGAAUUAGAAGAAAAAUUGAAGAAUUUAGAUAUUCUUCUACAUAAAUAAAUUAAGAAUAAUGUUUUUAAUUACAAUAAAUAAUUGGAAGAUUUGCUAAAUAAAAUUGAUAAAAUAAAUAAAACUAUUUAAGCUCUAAAUAAUGAAUAAAAAACCAUUACAUAUGAAAAAAUCAUAACCGAAAAUUUAAAUCCAGGAGAAUAUGUUUCUAAUUGCAUAGUUUGCAAACAAACUUGCCAUUACCCAUGCGGUAUUAGUGAAGAAUCUGAAAAAGCAAAUUGUGAUGCAAUGCAGGAUGGCAUUUGUACAAAAUGUCCAAAGAAAUGUGAUUGGAAGGCUCAUAAAUCUGAUAGUUUUCGAUAUCUACCCGAAUACAUAAUUAAAGAAAUUAUAUCCACAAAUGAUUCCAAAAUUGAAUAAAUAAAAAAACAAUAGGAAAAAGAUAAAAACAUUAAAUUCAAAAGCAAAUAAUUAAUAAAAUAGUUAAUAAUAUAGUUUAAAAACCUAAAUUACAUUCCUGAAAAAAUGACUGAAAUCGAUUAUAUUGUCAAGAUGAUAGAUGAAUAUUCUAUUGGAAACGAAGGGAAAAAAUAAGCUUUAAAUGCAAUAAUAAAGGAAUGGAAUGAGAUAUGAUAAAAUAAAAACUAUAAUACUUAUCCAAUUAAUCAAGUUUUUUUUCUUAUUGGAAUUUCAACUAUUCAGAAUAAAAAUUAUUAAUUCAUGCAAUUUACAAUUCAAUUAUUAAUCUUAGCUUACAUAGAUUG